GGGAGAAGUACUCGCAGACACGCGUCACCAGCUCCCCUCCUUCACAAGCCAAAAUGCUUUUUCCUGCUGCACUUUGUACCGCCAUAGAAGAUAGAGCCAUCCACUGCAUACCUACUCAAUAACUCAAUAUUAAUAUAAAAUUUAUUACAAAUACUCUCAAAUCCAAACACAACUCAAAACAAAUAGGAAAAAAACAAACUAAAUAAAAUAAAGCAACCCCUGUGCUUUGGGGACUGCAAGUGUGCAAGCUCGCUCGCAACUCUCAAAGCAAAGCUGUAUUUUGUUUAGCGCAAAAAGAAUUCCUUUCCUCUGUUCAUUACUCAUCACUUUCCCCCAAAACCCACAUGCUUUCCCAUCGUCAUAAUCAUAAUCACCACCACCGACAACACCUUCUCCCGCUGCAGCACCGCCAGCACAACCAGCAGAAGAGUUGUCUCCCACUCUUUCUUGUUCAGAUUUUGAUCAUUCUUGAAAAACUCGUUUCUUCUCCUCCCGUUCAAGAGUUGGUGUAAUCUUGAUUUUGAGUGACACAGGAAGCUAGCUAGCAACCGAAGAAGAUGAUCACACUAACAGACUUUUACCAUGUAAUGACUGCAAUGGUGCCACUGUACGUGGCCAUGAUCUUGGCUUAUGGGUCAGUGAAAUGGUGGAAGAUCUUCACCCCUGAUCAGUGCUCAGGAAUCAAUCGUUUUGUUGCUCUUUUUGCAGUCCCUCUUCUCUCUUUUCACUUCAUAUCUACUAAUAAUCCUUAUGCCAUGAACUUUCGUUUCAUUGCUGCUGAUACUCUUCAAAAGGUCAUAGUUCUUGUAAUCUUAGCACUCUGGACUAAGUUGAGCAAAAGGGGUUGCUUGGAAUGGACCAUUACACUGUUUUCACUUUCUACUCUUCCAAACACCCUUGUCAUGGGCAUUCCUUUGCUCAAAGGGAUGUAUGGUGAAUUUUCUGGCAGUUUAAUGGUGCAAAUAGUUGUCCUUCAAUGUAUCAUUUGGUACACUUUGAUGCUUUUCAUGUUUGAAUACAGAGGUGCUAAAAUGCUCAUCUCUGAGCAAUUCCCAGACACUGCUGGUUCCAUUGUUUCAAUCCAUGUCGAUUCUGAUAUCAUGUCUCUUGAUGGUAGGCAACCUCUUGAAACUGAAGCAGAGAUCAAAGAAGAUGGUAAGCUACAUGUAACUGUUAGAAAAUCCAAUGCUUCGAGAUCAGAUAUAUUCUCAAGAAGGUCUCAGGGACUAUCCUCCACAACCCCAAGGCCAUCAAAUCUAACCAAUGCGGAGAUUUACUCUUUACAGUCUUCAAGAAAUCCAACUCCAAGAGGCUCUAGUUUUAACCACACUGAUUUUUACUCCAUGAUGGCUGCUGGGAGGAACUCUAAUUUUGGUGCUUCAGAUGUCUAUGGCUUAUCAGCAUCUAGAGGACCUACACCCAGGUCAUCAAAUUAUGAAGAAGAUGCUGGUGGAUUGGGUAACAAGCCAAGGUUCCAUUACCAUGCAUCUGGUGGUGCAAACCAUUAUCCUGCACCUAAUCCAGGCAUGUUUUCGCCAACUGGGUCUAAGGGCGGUGUUGCUGCUAACAAUGCGGCUAUUACAAAAAAGCCUAAUGGCCAAGCUCAACAAAAAGCUGAAGACGGUGGUGGUAGGGAUCUUCAUAUGUUCGUUUGGAGCUCCAGUGCUUCUCCAGUUUCAGAUGUGUUUGGUAGCCAUGAUUAUGGUGCUCAUGACCAGAAAGAAGUUAGAGUGGCUGUGUCUCCAGGAAAAGUAGAGGUACACAGAGAAAAUCAUCAUCAUCAACAGGAGGAUUAUAUGGAAAGAGAAGAUUUCAGCUUUGGCAACAGAGGACUUGAAAGAGAAAUGAACAAUAAUCAUCAAGGUGAGAAAGUGGUGGGUGAUGGAGGAAAACCCAAAGCCAUGCCUCCAACAAGUGUGAUGACAAGGCUUAUACUCAUCAUGGUUUGGAGGAAACUGAUUAGAAAUCCCAACACCUACUCAAGCUUAAUUGGUCUCAUUUGGUCUCUAGUUUCAUUCAGGUGGCAUGUAGAAAUGCCGGCCAUUAUAGCAAAGUCCAUUUCCAUUCUGUCAGAUGCAGGGCUUGGCAUGGCCAUGUUCAGUCUUGGACUGUUCAUGGCUUUGCAACCGAGGAUCAUAGCAUGUGGAAAUUCCAUAGCAGCUUUUGCAAUGGCUGUGAGAUUCCUUACAGGUCCAGCUGUUAUGGCAGCUGCUUCUAUUGCUGUUGGCCUUAGAGGAACGCUCUUACACGUUGCCAUUGUCCAGGCGGCUCUACCACAAGGAAUUGUCCCCUUCGUCUUUGCCAAGGAAUACAACGUACACCCUGAUAUUCUCAGCACAGGUGUCAUAUUUGGGAUGCUAAUAGCAUUGCCUAUAACUCUUGUGUACUACAUUUUAUUGGGGUUGUGAAGUGCCAGUGACUCGUCAACAUUAGCAUGCACCAAUGGAAAGCCCAAUGGAGCUACAAGUGCAUAUCUAAACAUUGUUUCCAAGAGAUAGAGAGAGAGGUGGAUCUUUUUCUUGCAAAGUGUCUUCUUUUCCUAGUGAAAAAGUUGUAAAAUCAAUGUUUCUAGCAAAAAAAAAAAAAGGGGGGGGGGGGGGGGGGGUUUUCUAGUUAUUUUUUUUUUUAUUUUUUUUUUCUGCCUUGAAUAUUGUUCCAAGAUAUCAUUUGUGCUAGCCAUGCACUAGAAAAAGGAGGAAGAGAAAGUGAAUGCAUUUUUAAGUUUUUGUUCUUUGUUUUAUUGAAAUGCAAGAUCUAGGCGUUGAAUACAUUAUUCUUAUUUGAAAUUUUCUAUUCAAAUCCGACCAAACCCAUUAGCAAUUAA
Messenger RNA from Hevea brasiliensis (rubber tree), 2824 nucleotides. RefSeq names its product probable auxin efflux carrier component 1c. Gene Ontology annotation, biological process: auxin polar transport; auxin export across the plasma membrane. The record is from RefSeq and is a predicted model, not a curated record. Gene Ontology annotation, cellular component: plasma membrane; endoplasmic reticulum. The coding region runs from base 558 to 2408 and encodes 616 amino acids. The transcript is spliced from 6 exons. Gene Ontology annotation, molecular function: auxin efflux transmembrane transporter activity. NCBI's taxonomy places the organism in Eukaryota, Viridiplantae, Streptophyta, Magnoliopsida, Malpighiales, Euphorbiaceae.